This is a messenger RNA of Musa acuminata subsp. malaccensis (wild Malaysian banana), 1135 nucleotides long. Its product is annotated as multiple organellar RNA editing factor 3, mitochondrial. The record is from RefSeq and is a predicted model, not a curated record. NCBI's taxonomy places the organism in Eukaryota, Viridiplantae, Streptophyta, Magnoliopsida, Zingiberales, Musaceae. Gene Ontology annotation, biological process: cytidine to uridine editing; mitochondrial mRNA modification. Gene Ontology annotation, cellular component: mitochondrion.
CCUCGUCAGCCACACCUCCGCCUUCAUAACCCUAAGAGAAACCCCGUCGCGGUCAUGGCGGCUGUCGCCCAGCGGAGGGCCUCCCAUCUCCUCUCCCGACUCCUUCCGCGGUCGCCGCUCUCUCGCGACCGCGGUCCCCUUGCUCGCCUCACGGCCGCCGCCAUCGAUGUUGCCCACCCGGCUGCCCCCGCGCUGCCGUGGCUCUUCGUGGCCCGUUACAAGACGACUUCCGGCUCCGGAUACUCCCCGCUCAACGACCCGUCCCCGAACUGGAGCAACCGCCCGCCAAAGGAGACCAUCCUCCUCGACGGCUGCGACUACGAGCACUGGCUCAUCGUCAUGGAGUUCCCGGAGGGCUCUAAGCCGUCCGAAGACGAGAUGAUCGGAGCAUACGUCAAGACUCUCGCGGCCGUCGUCGGUUCUGAGGAGGAAGCAAAGACGAGAAUCUACUCUGUUUCCACCACAACGUAUACCGGAUUUGGGGCUUUGAUCUCCGAGGAGCUCUCUUACAAAGUUAAAGGAUUGCCUGGAGUGCUGUGGGUACUGCCUGAUUCUUAUUUAGAUGUGCCCAACAAGGACUAUGGAGGGGAUCUAUUUGUCGAUGGCAAGGUCAUACAUAGACCCCAAUUUAGAUUCACCGAGAGGCAGCAGACCAGAACCAGGCCGAGACCACGGUACGAUAGACGACGAGAAACAAUGCAAGUUGAAAGAAGGGAACCAAUGAUGAGAGGCACUUCGGGGCAGAAUCAGGGUCAGUCCGGCCUUCAUCAGCGGUCUGAAAUUCCACAAGGAUGCGGCAGUGGCAAGCAAGAAUAAUAGAAUGGUCCACCAAGAAAAGGUCAUAGAGGUUGCUUGGUUCAUGAGUCUUCUGCCAACCCUUCAUCUGGGAGGAUUCACGUAUGCAAUCUUAUCCGAGUUUAUCUACUUAACGAUUUGUAUUUUAGUGUGUUCAAUUACCAAUUAAAGUUACUUUGCCUAAUGACUAUCCAAAACGUUAUCCUCAGAUCAUAUGAAUUUAUGAUUACCUCUUUGAAUCUGGUGAUAUUAAUUCCUAAAUUACUGAUGCCUGUUACAUGUUUGGAUGGUCUUGUUCUUACUGGCACACUUGUCCUUGAAUUGUUAGAUUUUAUGAUAA